GUAGCCUCGCUUUGCCAGGGUCGCGGGCGGACGCGCGCCGCAGUCCCAGCCUCAGACGCGCCGGCUCAGAGGGCAGCUCAGGGACCGCCAGGCUGGGGCAGCCAGAGGCGACAGCUUCGUCUAGAACGAAGGACAGCUGCGCUCCGGGCUUCACGGCAGUAGCGCGGAGCUGAGCGGUGGGCGCGGCGCGAGAACGGAUCUUUGAGAUCUUCUUCCUCAGCACUCUUCACCCUUGUCUGCUGAGGACUUUGAACCAAAGCUGCUCUCAGCUGUUGGCAUCACUCUGAGGAAAGGACGCUUCAGAAAUCAGAGAAACAUUUGGGAGGCUUCUAGCCCAGGGGACCUUCUGAAGAGCAAUGCUAGGAAGACAUUCGGCUUAAAGAAUUAAAAGGAAGAACAACUUCUUCACAUAAGAAGACCUACAAAGUUCCCUGCAUGAAAAUUAUUUAAACGCUGAGCACGAAGGUCCACAAAAUAUUUUGUGAAAGAAGAAAAGGAAAUUCAGUUUGUGGGUCUCAGAAGGAGUUAAGCUAACGCAGCUUAAAAUAAUGCCGAGAAAGAAGCGCUUAUCUGCAGGCAGAGUGCCCCUGAUUCUCUUCCUGUGCCAGAUGAUUGGUGCACUGGAAGUACCUCUUGAUCCAAAACUUCUUGAAGACUUGGUACAACCUCCAACCAUCAUGCAACAAUCUCCAAAAGAUUACAUUAUUGACCCUCGGGAGAAUAUUAUAAUCCAGUGUGAAGCCAAAGGGAAGCCUCCUCCAAGCUUUUCUUGGACCCGUAAUGGGACUCAUUUUGACAUAGACAAAGACCCUCUAGUGACCAUGAAGCCUGGCUCAGGGACGCUCAUAAUCAACAUCAUGAGCGAAGGGAAGGCUGAGACGUAUGAAGGAGUCUAUCAGUGUACAGCGAGGAACGAACGCGGGGCUGCGAUUUCUAAUAACAUUGUCGUCCGCCCAUCCAGGUCACCACUGUGGACCAAAGAAAAAAUUGAACCAAUAACACUUCGAAAUGGUCAAUCUUUAGUACUUCCCUGCAGACCCCCAAUUGGAUUACCACCACCUAUAAUAUUUUGGAUGGAUAAUUCCUUUCAAAGACUUCCACAGAGCGAGAGGGUUUCUCAAGGUCUGAAUGGGGACCUUUAUUUUUCCAAUGUCCUCCCAGAGGACACCCGGGAAGACUACAUCUGUUAUGCCAGAUUUAAUCAUACUCAAACCAUACAACAAAAGCAACCAAUUUCUGUAAAAGUGAUUUCAGUGGAUGAAUUGAAUGACACUAUAGCUGCUAAUUUGAGUGACACUGAGUUUUAUAGUGCUAAAUCAAGUAAAGAGAGGCCACCAACAUUUUUAACUCCAGAAGGCAAUGCAAGUAACAAAGAAGAAUUAAGAGGAAAUGUGCUUUCACUAGAGUGCAUUGCAGAAGGAUUGCCUACCCCAAUUAUUCACUGGAUAAAAGAAGAUGGAACACUACCCAUCAACCGGAUGUCUUAUAAGAACUUUAAGAAAACUUUGCAGAUCACUCAUGUUUCAGAAGCAGACUCUGGAAAUUACCAAUGUAUAGCAAGAAAUGCAUUAGGAGCCAUCCAUCAUACCAUUUCUGUUACAGUUAAAGCGGCUCCAUACUGGAUCAUGGCACCUCAGAAUCUUGUGCUGUCCCCUGGAGAGGACGGGACCCUGAUCUGCAGAGCUAACGGCAAUCCCAAACCCCGAAUUAGCUGGCUAACAAAUGGAGUCCCAGUAGAAAUUUCUCCUGAUGACCCCAGCAGAAAAAUUGAUGGUGAUACCAUUAUUUUUUCAAAUGUUCAAGAAAGGUCAAGCGCAGUGUAUCAGUGCAAUGCCUCUAAUGAAUAUGGAUAUUUACUGGCAAACGCAUUCAUCAAUGUGUUGGCUGAGCCACCACGAAUUCUCACACCUGCAAAUACACUCUACCAGGUCAUUGCAAACAGGCCUGCUUUGCUAGACUGUGCCUUCUUUGGGUCUCCUCUCCCAACUAUAGAGUGGUUUAAAGGAGCUAAAGGAAGUGCUCUUCAUGAAGAUAUUUAUAUUUUACAUGAAAAUGGAACGUUAGAAAUUCCUGUGGCCCAAAAGGACAGUACGGGAACUUAUACAUGUGUGGCAAGGAAUAAAUUAGGGAUGGCAAAGAAUGAAGUUCACUUAGAAAUCAAAGAUCCAACAAGGAUCAUUAAACAGCCUGAAUAUGCAGUUGUGCAAAGAGGGAGCACGGUGUCCUUUGAGUGCAAAGUGAAACAUGAUCAUACUUUAACCCUCACCGUCAUAUGGCUGAAGGACAACAGUGAGCUGCCUGAUGAUGACAGGUUCACUAUCGAAAAAGAUCAUUUGGUGAUAGCAGAUGUCACUGAUGAUGACAGUGGGACCUACACAUGUGUGGCCAACACCACUCUGGAUAACGCUUCUGCCAGUGCUGUGCUAAGCGUUGUUGCUCCUACUCCAACUCCAGCUCCCGUUCACGAUGUCCCAAAUCCUCCUUUUGAUUUAGAAUUGACAAAUCAACUUGACAAAAGUGUUCAGCUAUCAUGGACCCCAGGCGAUGACAACAAUAGUCCUAUUACAAAAUUCAUCAUUGAAUAUGAAGAUGCAAUGCAUGGAGCAGGGGUAUGGCACACGCACACUGAAGUUCCUGGAACGCAGACCACAGCCCAGCUGAAGCUGUCUCCGUAUGUGAACUAUUCCUUCCGAGUGAUGGCCGUAAACAGCAUGGGGCACAGCUUGCCCAGCGAGGCAUCUGAGCAGUAUUUGACAAAAGCCGCAGAGCCAGAUAAAAACCCCACGGCUGUGGAAGGACUAGGAACAGAGCCUGAUAAUUUGGUGAUUACAUGGAAGCCCUUAAAUGGUUUUGAAUCUAAUGGGCCAGGACUUCAGUACAAAGUCAGCUGGCGUCAGAAAGAUGGUGAUGAUGAAUGGACGUCUGUGGUUGUGGCAAAUGUAUCCAAAUAUAUUGUCUCAGGCACACCAACCUUUGUCCCAUACCUGAUCAAAGUGCAGGCCCUGAAUGAUGUGGGGUUUGCCCCUGAGCCAGCUGUCGUCAUGGGACAUUCGGGAGAAGACCUCCCCAUGGUGGCUCCGGGAAAUGUGCGUGUGAGUGUGGUGAACAGCACCUUAGCCGAGGUGCAUUGGGACCCUGUUCCUUUGAAGAGUAUCCGAGGACACCUGCAAGGCUAUCGGAUUUACUACUGGAAGGCACAGAGUUCAUCUAAAAGAAACAGACGUCACAUUGAGAAAAAGAUCCUCACCUUCCAAGGCAGCAAGACGCAUGGCAUGUUGCCUGGCCUGGAGCCUUUCAGCCACUACACACUGAACGUCCGGGUGGUCAACGGGAAAGGAGAGGGCCCAGCCAGCUCCGACAGUGUCUUUAAUACUCCAGAAGGAGUCCCCAGUGCUCCGAAGUCUUUGAAGAUUGUUAAUCCUACGCUGGAUUCUGUCACUUUGGAAUGGGAUCCGCCAAGCCACCCGAAUGGCAUUUUGACGGAGUACACCCUAAAAUAUCAGCCAAUUAACAGUACACAUGAAUUAGGACCUCUGGUAGAUUUAAAAAUUCCUGCCAACAAGACACGCUGGACUUUAAAAAAUUUAAAUUUCAGUACUCGGUAUAAGUUCUAUUUCUAUGCACAAACAUCAGCAGGAUCAGGAAGUCAAAUCACAGAGGAAGCAGUAACAACUGUGGACGAAGGUAAGAUGGCUGGUAUUCUUCCACCUGAUGUAGGUGCAGGCAAAGCCAUGGCGAGCCGGCAGGUGGACAUCGCAACACAGGGCUGGUUCAUUGGCCUCAUGUGCGCUGUCGCUCUCCUCAUCUUGAUUUUGCUGAUUGUUUGCUUCAUCAGAAGAAACAAGGGUGGUAAAUAUCCAGUUAAAGAAAAGGAAGAUGCCCGUGCUGACCCUGAGAUCCAGCCUAUGAAGGAAGAUGAUGGAACUUUUGGAGAAUACAGUGACGCAGAAGACCACAAGCCUUUGAAGAAAGGAAGUCGAACUCCUUCAGAUAGGACUGUGAAAAAAGAAGACAGUGAUGACAGCCUAGUUGACUAUGGAGAAGGGGUAAAUGGCCAGUUCAAUGAAGACGGCUCCUUUAUCGGACAAUACAGUGGUAAGAAAGAGAAAGAACCAGCUGAAGGAAAUGAAAGCUCAGAGGCACCUUCUCCUGUCAACGCCAUGAAUUCCUUUGUUUAAUCUGUAAGCUCUUUGCCAACAUCCCAUUUCUCUAGAAUGUUUAUCUCAAGCACUUGUUUGUCGGCCCUCUCAUACUAUGAACAUAUGGGUAGAGAGUAUUUUUUCUGCUGUAUGUUAAUAUUAUGAGAACAGUUGGAGCAAAAACAUAACCCAGGCAAAUGAUAAUGUUAAUGUGAAUUGGAAUGCAAAGUGCAAACUUUUUUGUUCAAAAUGGGUAUUUUGAUUUCCUCAGAACUGAUAAAAAUGAUGCAACAUCAUCAACAGAUCAUGCUAUUUCCUCUUCAGGAUACAAUUCCAUAUGAUGCAUGAAAAAUGCUACACAGUUAAAGGACAUACCUGUGUAUGUUAUUAAAACAUGGUUUGAUACUUUGUUUAUACUAUCCUCAGCUGAACCCCUGAAUAUGAAUUCCGUUUUCAUUGUCAAGAGUGUUACUGUAGUAUUCUCUAGACCUUCAAUGUCUUUGUGGACAUUGUCGUGAAAUUGGUGGCUGUAUGUCUAGCUGUCGUUAGUCUUUUUGGGAGACUGCUAGGAACAAUAUGUACAGUAUAUACUUGCUAGAUGAGUUAAUCACGGCAGUCGCAUUCGCUGAUGCUUACUGAGACUCUGUUACCUGCUCUUGGCUCCUGUUACUUCCUAGGCUUACUUAAUCUUCCAGGUAUUACAGCAGCACCAGUGUUCUACAUUGUACAUCGUUUCUAUGUUCAGUUGUUUUGAGGCAUAAACAAUGUAUAUUGCAAUGCAUUUCAGCAUCUGUGCCAUACUGAAAGAACCGAAAACAAAUCACUCAAAUUAGAUUUGGGAAAUUGUUCUAGAGACCACAGGGCAAGACACAAGCAGUGCCUUCAGACGAUAAGCAUUCCACAGCACACUGCAUCCGACAGUGGCCGCUGCAGUCAAUUCUGAGUCCUAGAUGGCUGUCAUUGUCUAAAAGUAACUUUCAAAAAGCAGAGUUAGUGAAAACUGCAAUGCUGAAAAGAAAGGAAAUGUGAGAAUAAAAAUAAUAAGACAGUUUGUUUUAAAGAGCAUUUCCUCCUAACUAUAACAUGAAAAGAGUCUUUGUCACCAACCGGAGCACACAAUGACUUUUGCAGUCCUUUUUGCUUUCUGUUAUUGAUUCAGCAAGAAAGAUGUCAACAUGCUACAAAAGUAAUAAAAACAAAUUAUUUCAAAACGAAAAGCAAACAGCAUGCCAACAGUGAUACAUCAUUCUCUAAGACUUGAUCCAUGUGAGCUUUCAAAACUCUCUGCAGCAUUAAGAGAUGUGUGUUUACGCAAACUGCUACGGACACAUUUCAGAAUCUAAGAAAUCUGGAUUAACAGGCCAACAGUCAAAGGGAUUACAUCGACAAUUUAGAAAACAAAUAUACAUAUAUAUAUUCUGUCAUAUUCAGAAAAAUGUCUAGCAAAUGGUUUACCUCCAAAUAUGAAAAUUUAUACCAACCUAUGGUUGAAGGAAUGCUCAGUUUCAUUUGCCAAUAAAUUGGUUUCUCAUAACUUGCAUCAAGUUUAAUUUUAAGUAAAGCUUUUUAUAUGUAGAUAUUUUGUUGAAUUUGUAAAUACACUUAAAGUAUAGAUGCUAUAUGCUUAUAGGAGUUACAUACAAAUAAACAUGCAAACAAUGUUUAUGUUGUACUGUAUAAGAAGUAAGCUAAUUAAUGCAGUGCAUGGGAUUGGAAAGCAUCUACUUAAAUAACUUUUGGGUUUCCCCCCCUUUUUUGCUGUGAAACUGAAAUCGUGGACUGUUUUACAUAUUCCAGCAGGUUUCUAGAUGAAAUUUUCAGAGCUUUGCCUAUGUGGCACAGUAGGCCUAGUCACCUGUCAUCUUUGACAUAUGUAGGUAAAGCAUAGUUGAAAUAGCCCCAGGUAAAGAUGGCCCUAAAUACUUUUGUGUUUCUAUAUCCACUUUUCACAGAUCAUCCUGUCUAUUAGACAUGUAAAAAGACAAAACAAGCUUGCCUUGUCAUCAGAGAGCACAAAGAUAAAAGUUACUUUAAAUUUGCCAAUGUUUGGGGAGAAUAAUAAAAACUCAGUUUUUCCUCUCCCAUACUGGUAGAUGCUAUAUUUAUCUGUGCAUGAAGGGGUCAUCUCUGUAAUAGUGCAACAGAUUUUGUAUUAAAAAUUAAAUGUGGUUUUAAAAGUCCCUCUCUCUUUUGUAAUUUAUCAUGUUCCUAGUAGAGUAUAAAUGUCCAAGUAAUGGUAUAUGGAACAGUACAGGCAAAUGUGACUGGAUUUCCACCAAAAACAGGAACUAUUAAACAGUCUUGAUC
Molecule: messenger RNA, 6446 nt
Organism: Nycticebus coucang (slow loris)
Lineage: Eukaryota; Metazoa; Chordata; Mammalia; Primates; Lorisidae
Gene: NRCAM
Product: neuronal cell adhesion molecule
Exons: 31
Coding region: 549-4178 (1209 amino acids)
Biological process (GO): cell-cell adhesion; brain development
Molecular function (GO): cell-cell adhesion mediator activity
Source: RefSeq, a predicted model, not a curated record